Molecule: messenger RNA, 324 nt
Organism: Parnassius apollo (apollo)
Lineage: Eukaryota; Metazoa; Arthropoda; Insecta; Lepidoptera; Papilionidae
Source: the annotation of a GenBank genome assembly
AUGAAGGAUAUUUUAAUACAACUGCAAUCUCAAUUCAGCGACAGGUUUGGUGAUUUUGAAAAAGUUUCAAGUAAACUGAAGGUGUUUGCAAACCCUUUUUCAUGUGAUAUUGAGGAAGUACCGAGUAAUUUACAAAUGAACAUGAUUGAUCUCCAGUCCAAUGAUGUUCUUAAAAGCACUUUCUAUGAACUCAAAGAUCUUGUUGAGUUUUAUGAAAAAAAUAAAUGUGCAUCUCGUCUCACAGAUGAGCAUUUGAGAGCCAUUUUACGAAUUGCAACUACAAAUAUGACAACUAACAUACAAGAAAUAGCCUCCCAAAUAUAA